Molecule: messenger RNA, 3735 nt
Organism: Zasmidium cellare ATCC 36951
Lineage: Eukaryota; Fungi; Ascomycota; Dothideomycetes; Mycosphaerellales; Mycosphaerellaceae
Exons: 3
Coding region: 1-3735 (1244 amino acids)
Biological process (GO): intracellular sterol transport
Cellular component (GO): endoplasmic reticulum membrane; endoplasmic reticulum-plasma membrane contact site; cortical endoplasmic reticulum
Molecular function (GO): sterol transfer activity; sterol binding
Source: RefSeq, a predicted model, not a curated record
AUGGCAGACGUCGGCGCGCCGCCACGCGGGGCCUUGUCCAAGCUACGGCGCUCCAAGGACAAAGCAAUCGGCAAUGUGUCAACCACUUCAUUACCUGGAACUUCGGGAGAAAGCGACGAUGGCCCAGCCAAUGCGACCGACAAAGACGGCCUACGUGCGUCAAUGGAAAAUGCGAUCGAUAAGGUCCGAGGAAGCUCUCGAAGGCGGUCUGUGGACGACAGGCCAAAGACCGAAGACGGGCAACCACGAAAGCUUUCUACAUUGGUAUCAAAAGCGAAACGGAAAGUUCGAAAAGGCGACCGCGACGCAGAUCUCAGCCAAACCACGAGCCUCGAAUCUGGUACGGAUCUUGCACUGGCAGGCAACCGUUCCGAGUCGUCUCUGCUCUUUGACGAGAGCGGCCACAGUAGUCUGUUGACGGACGACGAGCGGACAGACGGCGAUGGAAAGCCUGUACGGCCCUCACUCUCGCCUCAUCAAUCGCACGCCGGAUACUUGACCUUCUCAUCGCCUGAGAUCAACGCCCAGACAAGCGCUGUGAUCCCAGGAUCUGAACUUGUCACAUCGCCUGAGUCCGAAUCCAUAGCCGACCCCCUCGCCAACGCCAGCAUCCCCCAGAUCGUGGAGCCUCUCGACAGCGGGGACCACGGCCCUACACCACCUAUACCUGAUCGCAGCCCUUCGCCUUCCAAUAAGCUACGUGGUCCUUUCACAUUAUCCCGUAAGAAAUCGAGCGACGACGGUGCCAAGAGUUCCGCAGGCGGAAGUGGAGGGUUAGGCGGGCUGUUCAAGUCGUCCAGCCGGAGAAACAGUCUGAGCAAGGGAUUAGGUAGCGACUCGCAGCAGCAAAAGACUGAACAAGUCAACACUGGUCCAAAAGGCGAAGAGAUUCAAGACUCUGCCAGCCAAGACCGGCCCGAGACCCCGAAGCCGCGUGGCAGACCCAUCGAUACCUCAAUACCAUUGACACCUCCAAACCUCAUCGAGACGCCGACUACGUUAGUCACUCCGCCGACACCGACCGACCCCGGUAUAGCGACAUUCCCUCGUGACCCCAAGUCUCCACAAAGAGCUUCGCCAUCGCGCCCUUUGAGCUCCGUCGAAAGCAUCAGACAUCGCCGAGCCCAAUCCGGGAACCUGCCCAGCAAACUGUCGACCUCGAUCAACGCGCCUCUCACCCCCACUGUUGAGGAGGCUAAGACUCCAGGUGGGACAUUGACGCAGCCUCCAAAUAGCGCGGCAAGUUUCUUCUCGUCUGUCUUUUCAGUCGCACAGAAAGCCGGCAACUCCUUUGGCAGCUUCAAUAGCUUCACAUUACAAAAUCAGAAGAGCAAGCCCAUAAGCGGUGUACAAACCGGAACUGAGGGAGGUGAAGAGGUGAUACCGGGUGUCGAGAGCAGACCCGCGACAGGCGCUGGAGAAGAGAAGAAGCAACUUGCGGUGGAGACGCUUGGGAAGGGAAACCUUAGCUUGAGCCAUCUCGGCAUAUCAGAAGCUCAAGAGACCUCCCCAAUGAGCUCCACUAUAGAAUUGCAGCAAAAUGGACAAGCUGAAGGCCAACAGUCCAGGAAAGCGGAAGAGGAGGCGGCUGCACGUGCCGUGUCGUCUGCUUAUGAGAAGCCGAUAGCUGCAGUGGUGAGCCAAGCCACAGGCAGACCAUCAUCGAUAGCUUCCAAUGAGCGACUGACGCUCAACGGUGACCAGACCCCGCCUCGGCCCCCAAACGAACAGGACAGUAACCUCAGUGGGAUGAAACGAUCGGGUAGUGUUCGAAGUAAACUGAGCGGACGGCGAAAGCACCGUGGGAGCUCAGCAACUGCAGGUACAAGCAACUCAAUUGCUGCCGCGCUACGAGAUACGACCACUGGACUUGCAAAUCCAGCCGUACAUGGGAUUGGCCACAGACUUACCGGGUUCGCCGUGGCGAGCAGUAAGAGGAACAAGGAGUUUCACCAGUUGUUCAGGAGUGUUCCGGAGGACGACUACCUGAUAGAAGACUACAGUGCUGCAUUGCAGAGAGACAUUCUGUUGCACGGCAGGCUGUAUGUCUCAGAAGGCCACGUCUGCUUCUCCAGCAACAUCCUUGGAUGGGUGACGAAUCUUGUCAUUAGUUUUGACGAGAUUGUGUCAGUGGAGAAGAAGAGCACGGCAGUUAUCUUUCCCAAUGCACUGGUAAUAUCGACACUUCACGCCCGGAACACAUUCGCCAGUUUCGUGGCUCGAGAUUCGACGUAUGAGCUCCUGAUAGGAAUCUGGAAGAUCAGCCAUCCGAAUCUGAAAAGUUCACUGAACGGGGUCACAUUGGAUGAUGCUGGGACUGGCGACAAGACCGAAGUCGCGGAACCUGAAGGCUCUGAAGAUGACACCGAUGAAGGGACUGAAGACGAGGUCUACGACGAAGACGCCGAUGACGACGCUGGUAGCUUCACCGACGGAGGUAUGGCGGCUAGUCUGGCAGAAAGCGAGGCCGGUGACAAUGCUCUUAGUCGAAAGACGUCUGCCGCUCCCUUGUCGUCGCCUCCAACUAAUGGUCUAGGCUCGAAAGGUCUCGAAUCUGCAGAUGCUGUCGUGACAGCCGCGGCUCUGAGCAGCGAGUUCCCUGGCGCACCGACACACGAGCCUACGCAAUGUACUGAGACUGCCGAGCACUACGAUCGCCCGCUGACUGACACAAUAAUACCUGCACCCCUAGGUAAAGUCUAUUCCAUGAUGUUCGGCCCAGCAUCUGGAGCUUUCAUGAAGAAAUGGCUUGUCGAGGAUCAAAAGUCGCGAGAUCUGAAUUACGCUGAUGACAAGACGGGACUGGAUAACGAUCACCGAGAGUUCACUUUCGAUUACAUCAAGCCGAUCAAUGCACCUGUCGGGCCCAAGCAAACAAAGUGCAUUACGACGAACACGCUCAAGGCAUUCGACCUUGAGAAGGCCGUUAGCGUGGACUGCAGCACGGCAACGCCGGAUGUUCCGAGCGGCAACGUCUUUACCACAAAGACGCGGUAUUGCUUGAUGUGGGGUCCGAACAACUCGACGAGGAUGAUCGCCACAUGUACGGUGGAGUGGACAGGCAAGAGCUGGCUCAAAGGUCCUAUUGAGAAGGGCGCCGAACAAGGUCAGCAAGAAUACAUCAAAGCCAUCACGGCAUCUUUGAAGGCUGCCGUCACCACGAAACCUCCUGUCAAGGGACUACCGAGAAAAGGCAAGCGGAAGGGAAAGCAAGGCCCAGUGUUCGAUGCGGAAGAAGCAGUCACACAGCGCGAAGCACAGAUCGAGCAAGACAAGCUGGCGAAGAAAUGGGGAUUUCUGGAGCCAGUGCACCAAAUUGUUGGUCCAAUCAUCGACAUUGUCCGACCUUUCAUAACGAGCCAGGUCGUCAUUGCAGUGCUGUUUGUGUUGCUGGCUUACUCUUGGCUCGUGCCCGCACGCGGACCUGCAGCUGGUGUCUCAUAUCCUGGCUAUACACCGCCCGAGCGGAUCGCCGCCUACGAAGAGAUCUGGCGUCGCGAAGAAAGUGCACUUUGGGACUGGCUGGAAGACCGAACCGGGCUUACGGAUGGCGUGCCUCUCGGUGCUGGCGUCAGACAUCGAGAGCGGCAGAAGGUCAUGGCUAGGAAGCUGGACGACGAAGUGAGCAUGUCGGAGCGACAGAUGGAUGAGCAGAUUCGAACGACCGAAGAGAAGCUCGCGGGGCUGAAGGAGGCUGUGGAGAAGAGGAAAAGUAAGGCCAAGAAGGCUGCGUGA